Molecule: messenger RNA, 1559 nt
Organism: Gossypium raimondii (Peruvian cotton)
Lineage: Eukaryota; Viridiplantae; Streptophyta; Magnoliopsida; Malvales; Malvaceae
Product: secretory carrier-associated membrane protein 3
Exons: 13
Coding region: 258-1214 (318 amino acids)
Biological process (GO): protein transport
Cellular component (GO): trans-Golgi network membrane; recycling endosome membrane
Source: RefSeq, a predicted model, not a curated record
AACCGAAAAGUCCAACUUCUCAUUCCCCCUCUCUACCUCUACCUCUUCUUCCCCAGGGAAACCACGUUUUCUCUCUCUAGAACUUUAUUCAUAGCCCCAAAUUUCCUUUGACCUCCCAGUUUUUCAAUUCUCUUCUCCUCCAAGCUUCUUCUCCUUUUUCUCCUCUCUAGUUUUCAUCUUCCUUGUAUUAUUCUCCCAUUUUCAGUUUUUAUUGUUAUCGAUAAAAAGAAAAAAGAAAAAAAACACUUAAAAAGGUGAUGGCUGGUCGUUUCGAUGAAAACCCGUUCGCUGAAGAAGGAGAAGAAGAAGUUAAUCCUUUCUCGGAUCCAGCUGUGAGAGGGAAGGCAUCUGGCCAGUCUAAAUUUGGUGGAGGUCUAUUUUCAAAGAAUGUUCCAAGUGCUCCACUUGCAUCAAACUCAAGACUUUCACCACUACCUCCUGAACCUGCUGGUUUCAAUUAUGGUCAUGAGGCAACAAUUGACAUUCCUCUUGAUACAGCUUCAGGAGGAUCACGUUAUCAGGAUUUGAAGAAGAAGGAGAAGGAACUUCAGGCUAAGGAGGCUGAACUGAGAAGGCGGGAGCAGGAAGUGAGACGGAAAGAAGAGGCAGCAGCAAGAGCUGGAAUUACUUUGGAAGAGAAAAAUUGGCCCCCAUUUUUUCCAAUCAUUCAUCAUGAUAUUGCAAAUGACAUACCAGUUCAUCUACAAAGAUUGCAGUAUGUUGCAUUUUCAACGUUUUUAGGGUUGUUUCUGUGCCUGCUGUGGAACAUUGUAGCUGUUACUACAGCAUGGAUCAAAGGAGAAGGUGUGAGGAUCUGGUUCUUGGCUAUCAUCUACUUCAUAGCAGGGGUUCCAGGAGCGUAUAUUUUGUGGUAUCGGCCGCUGUAUCGUGCUUUUAGGAAAGAAACUGCUUUAUCAUUUGGACGGUUCUUCCUAUUUGAUUUGCUUCACAUCGGAUUUUGCAUCUUCGCUGCUGUGGCUCCUCCUAUAGUUUUUAGAGGGAAAUCACUAACUGGAAUCCUACCUGCAGUAGAUCUUAUCAGUGACAAUGCGUUGGUUGGGAUCUUCUACUUCAUUGGGUUUGGAUUAUUUUGUGUUGAAUCAAUAGUAAGCAUUUGGGUUAUCCAGCAAGUAUACAUGUAUUUCCGCGGCAGUGGUAAAGCUGCUGAGAUGAAGCGCGAGGCUGCCAGAGGAGCUAUGAGGGCUGCCAUCUAAAGGCACAGACACUAGCUGCAACCAGAAAUAGGGUAACCUCAUGUGUUGAUUCUCCUUGUAUGCACAUUACCCAGGAAGGAACAGACAGAGCUUGUUAUUUCUCGUUCCUGGCGCAUUUGUUUUAUGGAUCUCUGUUAUUUCCUGUGAAUGUUUUCCUUUAUAUGUAUAUUUUUGGGUGUGGAGUUUGAUUAGCAAACACCUUAUACAAAGACAUUGAAUGAUUUUCAUGUAUAGGAUGUCUCACUUUGCGAUUGGUUCAUUGUGUAAUGUCUGGUUAAGAACAUCUCAGUUUCAAGGGUAGAGACAUUUCCUUUUCAAUACACUUAGGUAGCGUUUCGUGCUUUA